CCUCCUCCACCUGCGCCCCGGUUCGACUUUUCUUUUUUCCUUCUCUCGCUGCUCUGGACGCUUUGAUCUCCAGUUUUCCUCCAGAGCCCUUCCAUCCUGGCCUAAUAUGGCAACUCCCACCGGCGCCACUCGAAUCUCCAUUGCCGUAUGAGCACGACGUCUCCAUCUCGAGUUCUGGUCCCUGAUCCAACGUUCUACGCACGAAAUGCUCCCCUUCUCGAAAACCACUGUAGGCGACCUGAGCCACGCACAUGAUCCGCAGACCGGAAAGACAAAGACACCAGUGCCGACCCUGUCUAGCUACCCGCCAUGCAGUCCCGUCGAAAAGACCCUUGUUUUUCCGAACUAUGGCAAACAAAUGCUCGUCGGGUUACACAACGUCAAGAACUACUGCAGUAUUACCAUCCCCCGGGGUUGUCACAAGCCUGGGGGCCGACCUGAUCGUAAUGCAUGACGGCUGUGUAACAUGAGUUCCACAGAUAAAGUGGUAGCAAUGAGACAUCAUCUAGGAUCUUUUUCUCUCACCGACUUUGCUGACCAUCCAUCCCUCCAAACUACGGCGCAUAAUUUCCCUGUUUGCUCGACGCCUGGCAGUCGACGUGACCAUGCCAGCAGUGUGACCGGACAACGACGAGGUUGGAGGCUACAAUUAUGGAGACACAAUGGAACAAUAGCCACGACCCAGUCCUGGACGCACAGACAGAACGAUGCCGCUGAUGCGGCCCGGUGUCGAAGAUCAGCUUAGCGCCCCAGCAUGGCUCCAGCGAGAUUUCUGUCCCCCGAUACGAAUCGUCCCAAUCCAGUAACUUUCGCAUCUUCGGCUCCCCGGGGCUGCCCUCUAUUCAUGGAACCGUGCCACGAUGGGAGGAUGUCAAGUCAUGUAGGGUCCAGGGACUGUGGGGUGUCCCAUGUUUCGAGAUCCAUUUGUUCGAAAGCUGUGGGUCUAGGAGAAUUGCCUGGUAAGAGGUGAACAGCAAGCAGGCUAUUCGCAGUGACAAACAUUUCCAUCCAACAUCCGGCAGAACAAUGAAUGCUGGCACAUCUGGCCGUAUAUUAACCCCCUGUCUGCUGUGAUACAGAAUCUCCUUCACUGUUGUUAUUCUCCCAAGACAUUUCGCAGCUCUACUAUCUGUCCGUGAUAUAUUUUAAAUAUCACCGGUUUACUUUUAUAUAAGUUCCUGGCUGCACGUGUCCUAACUUCUCUCCCCUUUGAAAAAAGACUUUCCUCCUCACUCGUUCUUUCGAAAAUCAUCAGACAAAAUGGUCGGCAUUCUGCUUGAGCAACCCUCCCACCCCACUGCCUUCCGCACCGAUCGCGAUGGGCUGGCGUUCGAAGAGCUUUGCGAUGAAAUCGAACACGUCGACAUUCUUGCCGACCAGGCCGUCAAGAAGAAGCAACAGCGGGCAGCAGAUGAGGAAGAUGACGGGCCAUCCAAGUUCGACGCCGAAAAGGACAAGACCCAAUUCCGUCAAUACGAGACGGCCAGCGACCGCGUCAAGAACUUCUACCUCGAACAGCACACCAAGCAAACUGUCGCAUACAACUUGAAGGCUCGCAACGACUUCAAGUCCAAGACUCGUGCUGAGAUGACGGUAUGGGAAGCCAUUGAGCGUCUGAACACCCUCAUCGACGAGUCCGACCCCGACACCGAGCUGAGCCAAAUCGAGCAUCUUUUGCAGUCUGCUGAGGCCAUGCGCCGUGACGGCCGCCCUCGCUGGAUGCAGCUGACCGGACUCAUCCACGACCUUGGCAAGCUUCUAUUCUUCUUCGACGCCCAGGGCCAGUGGGAUGUCGUGGGUGAUACUUUCCCCGUUGGCUGUGCCUUUGAUGACCGCAUCAUCUACGGCAACAAGUCCUUUGCUGCCAACCCCGACUACAACGACCCCAUCUACAGCACCAAGUACGGGAUCUACUCUCCAGGCUGCGGGUUGGAGAACGUCAUGCUAUCCUGGGGCCAUGACGAGUACCUGUACCACGUUGUCAAGGACCAGAGCACUCUCCCGGAUGAAGCUCUGGCCAUGAUCCGAUACCACAGCUUCUACCCGUGGCACCAACAGGGUGCUUACCGGGAGUUCAUGAACGAGAAGGAUGAGAAGAUGCUCAAGGCUGUCAAGAAGUUCAACCCUUACGACUUGUACAGCAAGAGCGACGAGAAGCCGGUCGUCGAAAAGCUCAAGCCUUACUACAUGGAGCUGAUCGACGAGUACUUCCCACAAAAGGUCAUCAAGUGGUAGGCUUGGUUUGAGCCACGCUGGUCGAGAUGGCCGAAUAGUGGGACAUGAAAUGGGCGUGUUUUUCCUUAUAUGAGCGAUGAAAGAUUUCUUUGGUUGGGUUUUUGGAAGGUUUCCAAGAGGAUAACAAAUGUUUUCGCAUUUUGUCAAGAGAGGACAAUAUAAUGAAUGACCUGUUUUUGUAUGCGGAGCAAGAUCUAAUCCCAGCCCAGUGGGUGGGUGGUCCAUGUCUAAGCGAAUGAAUAUUCUAUGUCCGAAGUCUUGAUCUCUGCCCCACGGUCCCUCCCGUACGAUAACUGCAAAUGUAGAAUUGAACCAUGAAUGUUGUAGUAGA
Molecule: messenger RNA, 2566 nt
Organism: Exophiala dermatitidis NIH/UT8656
Lineage: Eukaryota; Fungi; Ascomycota; Eurotiomycetes; Chaetothyriales; Herpotrichiellaceae
Product: inositol oxygenase
Exons: 2
Coding region: 1261-2235 (324 amino acids)
Biological process (GO): inositol catabolic process
Cellular component (GO): cytoplasm
Molecular function (GO): iron ion binding; inositol oxygenase activity
Source: RefSeq, a predicted model, not a curated record